UCACGGACGCCAUUUUAUAAUGGGCGUGGCCGCCACAAAAUAAUGGCGAAAAGAAAGCAACUGUAGAAAAGAUAAUGUCAGGCGUUUUGCAGGACAGCACGUUUUGGUGGACUCUCUGUCUAACAGGUGCAGCUGCCAUCGCAGCUACAGCUUACGUUUUGUUUGGUCCCGAAAGCCUCAGGGGUAGAGAUUCUCGUGUACCAGGUCUCAUUAAUCUUGGAAACACGUGCUUCAUUAAUUCCAUUUUACAAGCAAUGGCUUCCAUACCAUCCUUACUUCAAUGGCUGGACAGUAAAGAAACCCCACUAGCAGUUUCUCUUAAGAAUGUCUUACAUGCUUUAAAUGACAAUAAUGAAGUGAAUAUCUCGCCUGAGGAACUUACGCAAGCUCUAAUGAGGCACAGAUGGUUGAUCGAUCAUCAGCAGCAAGAUGCUCUGGAGUUUUAUCAUGUCCUCCUAACAACUCUGGAGGAAGAAAUGACAGGCCCCACUUUGUCACUCUCUGAUCUAAUCAAUGAUCCUCAGGUUGAAGCCCAGAGUUCCAGCACAAAAGGCAUGGCUCUCACUAAAAUUGGUUCAUUCAGUGCUCCUUCUCAACCUAAAUCCUGUCCUUUGCAAGGCCUGAUGUCCAGUAGUCUUGUCUGCUGUGACUGCCAGCACGCUUUGCCAACUCGGUAUGAGUCAAUAGACAGCAUCUCUCUUCCUCUUAGUCAAAGGGCAGCCUCAUCCUCAUCGCUAGUCGAAUGCCUCAGGGACUACAUGAGCUCUGAGAUAGUGGACGACAUUGAGUGUCCAUCUUGUUCCAAAAGAGCCGGCGUAAAGACAAAAAGAAGUUUUCGGAAGAAACUACGGAUUGGGCGUCCUCCGGAAGUACUCUGCCUUAAUAUAAUCCGGAGUGUUUGGAGGUCCGAUGGCACGAUGGUGAAGAACAGGUCCAGACUGGUAUUCCCUCUUACUCUUGAUAUCAAUAGUUUCCUAACUACAACAGCAACAAGACAAGACAAAACGAAGUAUCAACUCAGAGCCGUCGUUGAACAUCUAGGAGGACCUUCGUCAGGGCACUAUUGCACGUACAGGCAAUGCGGGAGACAGUGGUUGUAUACAUCGGACACCACCGUCUAUCCUGUGUACAAUCAUGAGGUUAUGAACUGUGAAGCAUAUCUUCUCUUUUAUCAAAUGGAUUGAAAAAAUGAUAAUAACAAUAGCACAAUUGGAAAAUAAUGAUUAUUAUUAUUGUCAAAAAAUAAAAUCAAACUAAUGACAAUUGUUGUUAUUUUAAAAGACAAUUAUUUAAUGUUUG
Molecule: messenger RNA, 1299 nt
Organism: Amphimedon queenslandica
Lineage: Eukaryota; Metazoa; Porifera; Demospongiae; Haplosclerida; Niphatidae
Product: ubiquitin carboxyl-terminal hydrolase 30-like
Exons: 10
Coding region: 75-1184 (369 amino acids)
Biological process (GO): protein deubiquitination
Cellular component (GO): nucleus; cytosol
Molecular function (GO): cysteine-type deubiquitinase activity
Source: RefSeq, a predicted model, not a curated record